GCCGUAUUCUUCGCGAACGAGUUUCGAAGUGAGGUGCGAAUAUACCGUUUGAAAAUUGUUCUUAUGUCUUCACGUUAUUAGCUUACCAGUGGUUUUUUGUUUCAUGAACUUGAAGUGAGAAGGAGUGGUUAUGUGGAAUGUUGCUUCGAUAAUAGUUAAUUUGUUCGCGAUUACGGUGUAAUUUUUUUUAAAUAGUAAAUUUUCGGUAUGGUUGCUGCAUCGGCACCAAUAAUGUCAAACGAUACGCUGGACAGUAAAUACAAGAUUCGCCUAUGUCACAUUCUAAAAUGCGACGAUUUCGACGGUUACGGAUUCAACCUACACUCGGAGAAAGGUAAACCGGGACAAUAUAUUGGAAAAGUAGACGAAGGAUCCCCGGCUGAAUCAGCAGGAUUAAAAGAAGGCGAUCGUAUUAUCGAAGUCAAUGGUGCCAAUAUAUCGAAUGAAAAUCAUAAACAAGUCGUCCAAAGGAUUAAAAGCGUACCAGAUGAAACUAAGCUAUUAGUCGUAGACAGCGAAGCUGAUAAUUAUUUUAAAUCAAAAAAUAUCAUCAUUAAAAGCAAUCACGAAAGUGUUAUUUACCUACGUAGUACAGCAAGCUCCAAAGUAUCUUAUUUAAAUGGUAAAAAUAAUAACGAUUUGCAAUCGCCUAUAUCUGGCAAAAAUGGAUCGUAUUUCGAUAUAGAGAAUAACGGUGAAAAAACUUCUUCCAAAGGUAGCAGUACUGCUACGACGCCAUCUAGUGAUAGGAAAACCAGCCAAGGCUCAAGCCCCGAACCCCAUCUUGACUUUAAUGAUGAGAUUGGCAGCAAACACGUGAUGGAUAAUCAUAGAAUAAUAGAUAACAAUAAAUUGAAUUUAAAUAUGACGGCCAAAGAAUUACGAGCGCAGUUAGCCUCUCGUAAAAGAUACGAUCCGAAAAAAGACAGUUUAGAUUUCAAGAAGAAAUACGACAUCGUUCAAAAAUUAUGAAAACAACUUCAUCUACUCGUAUUACUUAGAGAAAAUAAAAACGCGAAUAAAUGAAAAAAAUCGAGAAUAUUUACAUGUAAUGUAUUGUAUAAGUUACGAUACCUAUUUAGCUACCUAUUAAAUUAAACAAAAAAUUGUUUUUUCAGUGGUAAAAAUAUUACCUUUCUUAUUACCUAGUGUUCUUUCUUUUUUAAUUGAAUUAAAACAAAUGUGUUAGUAAUUCUAAGUGUAUACUUACUUAAGAACUUUUCCCCCAUUUUAUUAUUCCAUUUUUUUUUUUUUUUUGUGAAACAUUACAGUGUAAUCAAGCUUCUAUAAAAGUGAGAUAAGUAUUGAACUAUGUAAACUUUUUUGUACUUAUAGAAUUGAUUCUAUUCUAGUGAAACAUAAUACUCUUUGUGCUUUUUUUUUCGCGUAUUGUUUUCCUUCGUAGUGUUACAUAAAGUUAUCAGUGAAAUCAAAAUACAGUACAAUAUAAAUGUAAGAGUAAACAUUAUACAGGCACCUUUUCAUUGAUAGGCAUUGAACAAUUUUAUUUACAUCUGCAACAGUUUACAAGUACCUAGCAACCUACCUUUGCGUUUAUAUUAAUUUUAUCUAUCUAUGUAUGUGUCAGGUUUGUUGAAAUUGUAAACAUCCGAGAGCAUUUAUUUCUACAUACAUAAACCUAUGUUAGGUACGUACGUACAUGUUUUCGUGUUUUUGUUUUAUUUAGGCAUUUUAUUUUAUAAAGAAGUUUAUGCAUACCUUUAUCUCUGAGAUUUAAUGUGUAUGUUUUUUGUUUUUUUUUUUAAUUUUCCCGAUGUAGAUUUUAUGUUAUCUAUGUAAGAUAAGUAUCGUAGAUGAGACUUAUGGGGAGGUGAAGAGGAAGUAGUGAAUUCAGAGUAACAUCAAAGGAACUAUUUUCUUAUGAAAAAUAAUUGUUAAAUUCUUUGUACGAGUAAUAAGUAAGUUGGACUUUUUUUUGUUACAUUUUUUAUACUGGUCGUGUAUAUGUAGGUAUAAUUACCAGGAUUUUUACUCCCAGUUUCGAGGGGUUAGUUUGGAUUUAGUUUGAAAGGUUGAUUGAUUUUACAAAAUUACUGGUAACAUUUUUGGUGAAUUACUAGUUGUUUUUGAGAAAUUAAUGGUGAUUUUUGGAAAAUUUGAAAUUACUGGAAAUUUUUAUUAAAUUACUGGUAACUGUUGGUAAGUUACGAGUAAUUUUUGGUAAAUUACCAGUAAUUUUUGGUAAAUUACCAGUAAUUUUUGGUAAAUUACCAGUAAUUUUUGGUAAAUUAUUACCAGUAAUUUUUGGUAAAUUACCAGCAAUUUUUGGUAAAUUACCAGCAAUUUUUGGUAAAUUACCAGCAAUUUUUGGUAAAUUACCAGUAAUUUUUGGAAAAUUGUCAGAAUUUUUGAUAAUAAAUUACUGGAAUUUUCGUCUUGGUGAAUUGCUGCCAUUGCUGGUAAUUUUUUUUUAGUAAAUUACCUACUGGUAUUUCUUUUUUGGUAAAUAACUGUUAAUUUUGUCAGUAAAUUAUUGGAUUUUUAAAAAAAUAAGCUAGUGUUAAUUUUUUAUGAAUUACUGGCAACUUUUUAGUGAAUUAGGUACUUACUAGUAAUAUUUUAUAGGUACCUAAAAUAUGUACUUCGUCUAAAAACCGAAAAUAAAAAAUGACUAAAUCUCUCGACAAAAAUCUCAUCAUCGAUAUUUCCUGCGUAUUGCUAAUUUUACCGAGCGAUUCAGGUGCGAAUUAUUUUUGUAAGUACAUACAAUAAUAUAUUCGAAGAUGAUCACUGUCAUUGCUCUUUCAAGCGAUCACAAAUACCUAUAGAACUAUGCAUCAAGAUAUGCCCAACUAUAAUUCUUGCUAAUUUUUGUAUUCAUUUUUUUUUUUUUUUUUUUCAUACAAAUAGUUGUAAGUUUUUUUGUGUAUGCCGUGUUUUAUGUAUGUAGUAAAUCAUUAAUUUACGUAGAAUGUAAUGUUGGCCGAUUGUUUCGUCGUUAAUUAAAGAGUGUUUUGUUUGGUGGGAAAAUUUCAUUCAUCCAAAUCGCCAACAUUGGUUGACGAUCAUGUUCCUUGGUCCGAACUCGUCGUGUGUUUAUGUUUACCAAAUUUAUUAUACCUACCUAUUUAUUCUUUCUUCUAUUUUUUUUUCUUAGCGUAUCGAUUGAUCAAGCUUACGAUGUUGCAUAAUUAUUUUUAAAAAAUAUACAUUUUUUUGUUCUUUGUUA
Molecule: messenger RNA, 3190 nt
Organism: Planococcus citri (citrus mealybug)
Lineage: Eukaryota; Metazoa; Arthropoda; Insecta; Hemiptera; Pseudococcidae
Product: Na(+)/H(+) exchange regulatory cofactor NHE-RF2-like
Exons: 3
Coding region: 208-972 (254 amino acids)
Biological process (GO): protein localization to plasma membrane
Cellular component (GO): apical plasma membrane
Molecular function (GO): protein-membrane adaptor activity; protein binding
Source: RefSeq, a predicted model, not a curated record